UCCUUCCUGAAACUCUUCUCACUGAGGGACAGUCUUUGUAUGUGGGCCUUUGAACCCGCUUUCAGAAAAAGAAGACGGUCUUAUAACGCGAGAGGGCCUUGAUAUUAUGGCCUCUCAAGCUAAUAGUAGAGGGAUGGUCCUCAGGAACAGACGGGCACAUUGCUGGUAACAGUCAACGAUCCAGUUUACUCCAGGCAACAUCAUCAAGCUUUGGGUAUUUUAUUCCUCAAGACUCCUCUUUUGGAAAUUUCAUCUUGCCAGUUCUGCCACGGCUUGAACCAAAAUGAAAGGCUGUGUGUCUGUUAUGAGGAAGAAGUGAUGCUCAUUUGAAGUGCAUGUUUGUAAUAACAGACUCGUAUUCUUAUAAUAGUGUGACAUAAAUUGCCUGUCAAAAUGAUGAAACUGAAGGAGCUAGAAUCUUGGCUCCAAGACAUUACUGGGUUUGAAAAUCCAAAGGUAAAACUAGAGCAGUAUGAAACACCAGCUCACAUUGCUGCACGGAUGGUUCAUACGAUGGAAUCUUCAUUUGGAGAUCUGCAGGGGAAGGUUGUAGCUGAUCUGGGAUGUGGGUGUGGAAUGCUGGCAGUUGGAACAGUCAUGAUGGGUGCCUCAGUCACUUUUGGCUUUGACAUUGAUAGUGACGCUCUUCAGAUCUGCCAAGAAAAUCUAGAGGAAUUAGAGGUCCCGUCCAUAGAGCUAAUACAAACCGAUGUCAAGUUAUUAGGCGGAGAUCAAUCAAAAUUCCACAAGUUUUUUGACACCGUUGUCUUGAACCCACCCUUUGGCACCAAACACAAUCAUGGAUCAGACAUGGAAUUUCUCAAAGUGGCUUUAGACAUCUCCAAAACAGCAGUGUACAGCCUACAUAAGACUGCCACAAGAAGCCACAUAACAAAGAAAGCAGCUGACUGGGGUGUUAAGAUGCAGGUUUUGGCUCAACUACGUUACGAUCUCCCAAGUACCUACAAGUUCCACAAGAAGAAGUCAAUUGAUAUUGAAGUUGAUUUUAUUAGAUUCUCUCAUAAAUAGAUCCAUUGUUGACAUAGGUACAUAUUUUUUACUAUGUUAAAUAAAUAAAAUUAAGGGAGAAAUUGAGGGAGAAUUCAGAUUGUAAGUGUACUGGUAAUUAUACACAAUUUAUAUUUGUUUUAGUCUUUUGUAGUUAAAGCAACCUCAGCAUGUCAAGUUUUUGGACAUAAUAUAUAAUGAAGAGACAAAGAUUGUCAAUUUUAAGGAUGAGUUAUUAGUUGUAAGAAGAUUCUACAAAGAAAAGGGUUCCAUAAUAGCAGAAGUUACACCAAAUGAAACGUUUGAACUAUAGCUGGUUGAAAGAAUUAUAAGACCUUUGAUGGAUUGAAAAUGAAUUGCUUGAAGGAAAGAAACUCAACUUCAUUAUUAUAAUUUAAAAUGAUAUACAACUUAUCAAGUGUUUUUGACUUUUAUAUUUUAAAGUUUAGUAAAAUUUGUUAAAGUUUAAUAAUACAUUUUAUUUUUUACAAAAGCACAUACAAAGCAACACAUAUUGUCAAACAAAUGAAAAGAAAAAAAAGAGCUUAAUUAAUUAUAAGUCAUUGAUAGUUAUUAAUCAUAUUAAUGCCAUACAACAGUUAUCAGCCAACAUAAGGAUGUUUUGUUUAUACAGACUUGAUGAAGCAGACUGAGAAAUAUCAUGUACCAUGUCCUAUCUUUUAGCAGCAAUAAAUUAUCAACUUAUGGUUCAGCACUAUGGGAAAAUGAAGUAUAAAAAUUCUUUGAAUGCUAAUAUCUCAAAAGCAUGAUUUCUUAUGCAUAUCAUUCUGGCCCAAACAGUCUCAUCUCAAAUGUAAUCUUUGCUAGCUUGCAUAUUUUAAAUAUCAGAAGAAAGAAAAAUUACAUUCAUCUUGAAAGACUCAUAGGUUCAUUGGUUUCUAAAAAGGUUAUCAUAUUUUUGUUUGAUUUAUAUUUCUAAACAUAUAAUUUAGGGCAAGUAAAUAUCAUUCUUUAACUUUAUAUCUUUACUGAAAUUCAAAUAACUUGCCUGAAUUUACUUCAUAAGUAUACCUUCUAUAAAAGAGUUGUGUUUAAAUGACUCAAACUCUGGCAAAUCUAAUCUUAUUUAAUGUCUUUAACUGAACAAUUAAUGGUGAUAAUACAAAUCAUAGUAGCAAAACACACAACAAUAAUGACAGUGAAUAAUAAUAGAGAGUACUACUUAUCAUUGCUGCAGGUCUACAUAAAAAAAAAAAAAAAAAAAAAAAAGUUUUGUAGAAGAAAAAAAUGCCCAAUAGUGGUAAGCAUUUCACACCAAUCUCGUACUUAAUUACAGAUCUUUGUAAUAUUGCACCAAGGGGAGAUAAA
Molecule: messenger RNA, 2337 nt
Organism: Penaeus chinensis
Lineage: Eukaryota; Metazoa; Arthropoda; Malacostraca; Decapoda; Penaeidae
Gene: Mettl5
Product: rRNA N6-adenosine-methyltransferase METTL5-like
Exons: 3
Coding region: 394-1029 (211 amino acids)
Biological process (GO): rRNA methylation
Molecular function (GO): rRNA (adenine-N6-)-methyltransferase activity; nucleic acid binding
Source: RefSeq, a predicted model, not a curated record